AGGGAGAGGGAGCUUUGGACUGACUGACAGACAUUGGUCAGGGAGAGAGGCAGAGUAUCCAGGGAUACAGUGGUGACGGUUCUACAGAGUCACAUGAAUAAGGCAACCUCUUGAUGACAAAAACCCUUGUCUUGUAGGCACCUCCACAGCAGAGUUCAUCCCUCUGCCCCAGCCUUUCUUUGAUAACUGUAAUCAUUUUUUAAGCGAAUUGCCAUCCCCCUCCACCUGAAGGCGACUUCCUGCCCAAAAUGCCUCUUUUCCCAUCCUUCCUCCUCCUGCUCCUCGCCUGCCCUGCCCUCCUGACCCCAUCAGGUUCCCAGAGCCUGCAGACUGGGGGUCAAAGGGCACCCAGGAACACAAAGCCAGAGGGUGGCGGGCAGCCAAUCAAAGUGGUGAUCUCUGAGGCAUGUGUUCAGGGGGACUCCAGUCAGAACCAGGGAAAGGAACUGGACCUUGAGCCUGGUUCCUCUCUAGUCCUUACCCAUCGGAUCCGACUGGUUCCGGGGUCGUGCGGAGGCGGGUGCGAAGCCGAGUUUGCUGCCCUGCGAGACCGUCUGGAGAGGCUGGAGAAGGAGGUGUCUGCCCUGAGGGAGAAGUGUGGAGGCCCAGAGGGGGGCUGCUGCACGUCCCAGCAGAGCAAAGGCGCUGAGUGCUCCAUGCAGCCGGAGGGAGACGAGUGUCCUAACGAGUGCAGUGACCAGGGACGCUGUGAGGACGGCAAGUGUGUCUGCUUCCCAGGGUUCAGUGGGCCAGACUGCAGUUUGUCUGACUGCCCCGGGAACUGCAAUGACAAGGGGAAGUGUGUGAACGGCCAGUGUGUGUGCGACCCAGGUUUCACAGGGCCAGACUGCUCUUCAGAGUCCUGCCCUGGUAACUGUAACAAUAAGGGGCAAUGUGUGAAUGGCAAGUGUGUGUGCAACACUGGCCUCAUAGGGCCCGACUGCUCCACCAAGGCAUGCCCUGGUAACUGUAACAAUAAGGGGCGAUGUGAGAACGGCCAGUGUGUGUGCAACACUGGCCUCACAGGCCCUGACUGCUCCACCAAGGCAUGUCCUGGUAACUGUAACAAUGGGGGGCGAUGUGAGAACGGCCAGUGUGUGUGCAACACUGGCCUCACAGGCCCUGACUGCUCCACCAAGGCAUGCCCUGGUAACUGUAACAAUAAGGGGCAAUGUGUGAAUGGCAAGUGUGUGUGCAACACUGGCUUCACAGGUCCUGACUGCUCCACCAAGGCAUGUCUUGGAAACUGCAAAAACAGGGGGAAGUGUGUGAAUGGCAAGUGUGUGUGUGAUAGCGGUUUUACAGGGCCAGACUGUUCUACCAAGUCCUGCCCUGGCAACUGCAGCAACCGUGGAAAGUGUGUGAACGGCCAGUGUGUCUGCGAUAUGGGCUUUACGGGGCCGGACUGUUCCGCCAAAGCAUGUCCCAAUAACUGCAGCAACAAGGGAAGGUGCGUGAACGGGAAGUGCGUGUGUGAAGUGGGCUUCACUGGGCAGGACUGCGCCGCUAAGGGCUGUCCCGAUAACUGCAGCAAKAAAGGGCGCUGUGUGAAGGGGAGGUGUGUGUGUCGCCGUGGUUUCACCGCCCCGGACUGCAGCCAGUGUGAAUCUGGGUUCACUGGAGUUGACUGUGGCACCGUCAUGUCUGGUGUGUCCCAGCUCAACACCAAGGACGUCACUGAAUUUGUCACCCUCUUCUGGACCCCACCUCCAGUCCAGUAUGACACCUACCACGUCACCUUCGCCAGCCAGAAAGAGGGCGAUCAACAGAUAACAUCUCAAGUUGGAGGGAAGCUCACGACCUACACCCAAACAGGACUGGCGGCCGGGCAGGAGUACACCGUGACAAUCAAGGGAGAAAUAAAUAGGAGAAUGAGCACUGAGAGCACAGCAGAAUUCACAACCCUUAUCUCUGGACCCACACACCUUCGAGUUGUGAAGACAACCACAACAUCUGCAGUUGUCCAAUGGGAACAAUCACAAGGCGACAUCGACAGGUAUCGCUUAACUGUUACACCCAAUCAGACAGACGGAACAGCCAAGGGAAGACAAGACCUGACCCUGCCCCCUGAGAGGGACUCGGCCCAGAUUGACGGUUUGGACCCGGGACAUUUGUAUGACAUCACAUUAGUGGCUGAAAAAGGCGGGAUCAAGAGCAAGCCAACAACAGUCCAAGUCACUCCUGGAAAAUCCACAAAGACAAUAUCCAGUGUGACCAUGCCGGUAGCACCAGGAGGAGAAAGCCAUGAGGGAGACUCAGCAGGGAAUACAAAGCCUGUGAAGGACAUCUUCUACACGAAGGCCAAGGGUGAAGAACCAGAGAGGGUGAAGGAUUGGAGUGGACCAGGCUCUGUAACAGUCGAAGGCACCAAUGGAACCAAAGAGGACACAUCUGUUAGAACCAGUACAAGACCACUUGUCAACACAAACUACAGGGUUAUACCUAAAACAGGUGAUAGAAUAACCUUGCCCAGGAAACCAUACAUUGGAGGCUCUAUCCAUUUUAAUGGUACAAGAGUCGGCCAGGGUGGGAGGAGAGUGGGUCACAGUCUUCUCAAAAAGCCUACAAGCAGAAAUCCAUUGGAGCGGCCAAAGGUCAAGAAGACCUUGGAUACUGACUCUAAACCAGAAAAUCCCUUUGUUGGGGACAAGACUAUAGCCUUAACUGUGAAAGAAACUAACCUGGAGACAAGUCCUCUUGGAGAAAAAGAUGAAACUUUGACAAAGACAUAUCCUGUUGGAAUCCUUCCUGUAAAUGCCACUCCAAGCUCUGGUUCUGAACAAACAGUGAUUCCUGGCUUAAAGGACCUACCCGAAAGAAAAAAAGAUACAGAGACUGAAACAAAUGAGCCAGGGCCAGGGACAGAGGGUUUGGAGCAUACCACCACAUCAGAAAAAAAUACUACGGUUCACCCGAAUGGGAAGAAAUGUGUCAACAAGGUUAAAUUGACACACAGGAAAGUCAAUGUGACACGUAGAGAGAGAGUCAUUGGAGGGAGGGUGAAUGGCACAAUAGUUAAAAGUAAACCCACAGCAGAGCAGGGUUUAGCUGAAAAAGAGGACAGUGCCCUAAAAGUGUCUGAAACAGGACAUUCAAAGACAACAUUUCAUGAGCGUAACCUGGUAAUUCACACACAGAGUAAAGCAGAUGACAUUUCUCCACACACCACACAAAGUCCUACAUAUCCAACUUCCUCUUCACCAGUAUCACCUACUUCCUACAUGUCACUUUCUUCUUCAGCUCCCGCAAAACAUGAUGAAUCAAUGACCGGUAUGGGUCAACCUAUGACUGACAGAGACGUGGUGAAUGCAAAGACUUUGCUUGUUCCCCAAUCCCAAUCAUCCAACCUCCCUCCAGAGAGGGAGCCAACAUCCUCCAGUGAAUCAGAACAGAAUGAUAAAGGACCAUCUCCCUCCAACCCUGAGGACUCAUACUCAGGUAAAGAUCAUGUUGCAGUAGCAGAAGAGGGAGUCAGCAAAGAUGGAGAGAAAACCGCUGACGUGGGAUUGUUUGGAACCAAACAAAACAGGACAAAGACUCUGAGAGUGGGCGGCUCACCACCUUUUCGCCGCCUACCUCCAAAGGGGCCCUACCAACGCCGCCCGAACCUAAAUAUGAGACCAUUCCAAAACAGGACACGUUCACCUUUUUCAGCUCCCACAAAACAAAAUGAAUCAAAGACCGGUACGGGUCAACCCAUGACUGACAGACAACUAGUGUUUCCAAAGACAGUAACGGUUUCCCCAGCACAAUCCUCAACCCUCCCUCCAGAUGCUCAGCCAGAGAGAGCACCAAAGUCCUCCAGUGAAUCAGAACACAGUGGCAAAGGCUAUUCAUCAUCAUCAUCCACUUCAGAGGAAUCAGACUUUACUAAAGAAAAUGUUGCUGUGGCAGAGGAUGGUAUCAGCAGAGAUGGGGACAGGGCAACUGACGUGGUGUCGUCUGGAACUGAACGAAACAGGUCAAAGACUCUGACACUGGGCAACACACCACCCUUACGCCGUCUACCUCCAAAGGGGACCCAGCAACGCCGUCCACACCCAAAUAUGGGGGCAUUCCCAAACAGGYCACGAACACACCUGAUACCCCCUCACCAUCCAUCAAGAGGCCCCAUACGCAGACCUUUCCCACCUAAACUGACAAACAGGGACAACGGCAUCAUCAUUCAAACCUCUCAACCAGGGGAGCAGGGCACCUACAGCACCAGCCAGAAUGACACAAACACAGACCUUAAGCCCAAAACUCUCCUCAGGAAAAUAAAUGCCACAGCUGGUAAAAUAGCACGAMAUCAAACAUACAUAAGAAAUAACAGUAGCUUGGGCCAAAGGGGCCAAGAUUUUAAAACAGGCCAUUCUGACCAAGGUAGCCAAGUGAGUAAGAAUGCUGACUCAAGAGACAGCCCAAACCAGAUAAAUGGGUCAGAUGUCACUACUACUGGAAAAACAGGCCAGCCUCUAAACUCAGUGGGGGUUCAAAGCAUAACCUCAGGAGGGUUCAUACUCGUUUGGGAAGCACCAGAGGGGAUGUACAGAAAUUUCAUAGUAACCCGGGAAGAGCAUGGAAGUAAGAAUGAGGCAGAGAAAGAGGAGGAGAAGGAAGAGGAAGAGGAGGAGAGUGAGUCAGAGGAGGAUAGGCAGGAAGAAGGGGAGGCGGAGGGACAAACUGAGAAGGAGAACAAGGGGAAUGAGGAGGAAAGUGAAAUGGGGGUGAGUCAAGGUAAGGAGGGCGUGGAGGAGAACACUGUUAUCAAUAGCAAAAGUGAUAACCAAAGACAGAGCAGCGACCGUAAUGCUACGGCUAAAGUUGGUGACGGUGGUACAAUCAAGUUCUUCAAAGUCCUUCCGGGGUCAGCUCGCUCAUUCCCAUUCCAGAAUCUCCAUCCACAGACCCGCUAUUCCUUGUCUGUGUUUGGGAAGGGUCCCGGACUACACUCCAAAAUUCACAGACUCAUCGUCAGCACAGGCCCAGAGCCUCCCUCAGGUCUUCUCUUCAGUGAAGUGACUGAGACGUCUUUCUCUGUGUCCUGGACCAAGCCAAAAAGUCCAGUGAGUGGCUUCAAGGUCACCUACACUCACACACAGGAAGGGGAGCCGAUCUCCGUAAUGGUGGACUCUGGGGAUUCCACUCUGGCACUGUCAAAGCUCUCUCCGGGGUCCUCCUAUGAGGUCAGUGUGAUAUCUGUCCUUGGACUGGACGAGAGCGAUGCAAUCAAAGACCUGGUUAUGACACUCCCUGACCCUCCAACGGAUCUCCAGGCCAUUAAUGUCACAGACACCAAGGCCUUGCUGCUAUGGCGACCAGCACUGGCAACGGUUGACCGUUACGUCAUAGUUUAUGGCUCUGAAAAAGGUUCAGAUGAUGUGAAGAUCACUGUGUCGGGCAACGCGGCCGAGCAGCAGCUGAAGGACCUGCAGGGCUCCACUAUGUACACRGUCACGGUCACCAGUCAGUUGGGCAACCUGGACGGCGCUCCCGCCAUCACCGUCUUCACCACCACCAGUGGAUCUGGGGGAGACGGGGAAGGCCCGCGUGACCUGAAGGCCAGUCAGGUGACUCCUCYCUCAGRGUUGCUGACGUGGAAACCACCCUCUGCCGCUGUGGGAAGCUACAAGCUGACCUAUCAGACGGAGGGACAGGAGAUGCAGGAGGUUACCAUUGACGCCACAGUAACGGAGUUCAAGUUGACCAGGCUGCAUCCUAUGUCCAAGUACACCGUGCAGCUACAGGGAGAGAGGGGAGGGAGCUAUACUGCUGCAAUUUCCACUGAGWUCACCACAGGGAAUCUCCGGUACCCCUUCCCAAGUGACUGUUCCCAGGAGCUGCUGAACGGGAUGCAUGAGUCUGGAGAGGUGGAGAUCUUCCCAAAGGGAAGGCAGGGAAAACCAGUGUUGGUCUACUGCGACCAGGUGACUGAUGGAGGCGGCUGGACGGUCUUCCAGAGAAGGAUGGAUGGGAAAACGGACUUCUUCCGAGAUUGGAAGAACUACAGCAAAGGAUUUGGAGAACUGAGUGGGGAAUUUUGGCUGGGUAAUGAGAACCUACACAAUCUAACCAGCAUGGCACCGAUGACCCUACGUGUGGACCUCCGUGCAGGGGACGAAUCCGUGUUUGCCAAGUACUCCACAUUCACGGUGGACACUGUUAGGAGGAACUACGCUCUCAAAGUGUCUGGGUACAGCGGUACAGCAGGUGACUCUAUGAGUUACCACAACGGGCGCAUGUUCUCUACCAGAGACAGAGACCCCGCGCCUUUCAUCACCCGCUGCGCCAUGUCCUAUAGGGGGGGUUGGUGGUAUAAGAACUGCCACCAGGCCAACCUUAAUGGCCUCUACGACACCAAUGUCAAUCACCAGGGUUUGAUCUGGACUGCCUGGAAAGGCAAGGAUUAUUCCGUCCCUUUCACUGAGAUGAAGCUCAGACCAACAUCUUUCACCCCUCCAACUCAGGGGUACUGACAAAGUGGUGGACAGAAAAUGAGAAGGGGAGAGAGGCACACUUUAUGAACACACACACACACACAGCCAGGUAACUGCCAAAAUAAAGGAAACACAAA
Molecule: messenger RNA, 6553 nt
Organism: Salvelinus sp. IW2-2015
Lineage: Eukaryota; Metazoa; Chordata; Actinopteri; Salmoniformes; Salmonidae
Source: RefSeq, a predicted model, not a curated record